CCUCAGGGGCUGGUAGCUGCGGGGACAGACCAGGGUCGGUGUAUGGCCACGGAGUUACGGUGUCCGGACCCAAUGCCCUGUCACAACCAACAAGUGAACUCUGCCUCUACUCCAAGUCCCGAGCCGCCGCCACCUGGCGACCUGGUCCCAGAUCACGACCUGGUCCCGGAUCACGUGCGGGGAAGCAGCGCCUCCAAGGCCCAGCCGACUCUCCCCAGCAGUCACGCCCAUUCCAGCGAGCCAGGGGAGGGGAGCCCUCAGGCCUGCGAUGGCGACAGCCUCAACUCGGAGAGCAGCGGUGGCAACGGGAAUUAUGACGCAUCGGCCAGUGACUCCUUCCCAAGGGACGACCAAGUCUCCUGGCAGAUUGGGGCUCAGCUUAAGUUGCUACCCAUGAAUGAGCAGAUCCGGGAGCUGCAGACCAUUAUCCGGGACAAGACAGCCAGUAGAGGAGACUUCAUGUUUUCUGCGGAUCGUUUGAUCAGACUUGUUGUGGAAGAGGGAUUGAAUCAGCUACCAUAUAAAGAAUGCAUGGUAACCACUCCAACAGGGUACAAGUAUGAAGGAGUGAAAUUCGAGAAGGGAAAUUGUGGCGUCAGCAUAAUGAGAAGCGGUGAGGCAAUGGAACAAGGUUUACGAGAUUGCUGUCGAUCCAUACGCAUUGGAAAGAUCCUCAUUCAGAGUGAUGAGGAGACACAAAGAGCCAAAGUAUAUUAUGCCAAGUUCCCUCCAGACAUUUAUAAGAGAAAAGUCCUGCUGAUGUACCCAAUUCUCAGCACUGGAAAUACUGUAAUUGAAGCUGUAAAGGUUCUUAUAGAACAUGGAGUUCAACCCAGUGUCAUCAUCCUACUAAGUCUGUUCUCCACCCCUCAUGGUGCCAAAUCAAUCAUUCAAGAGUUUCCAGAGAUAACAAUUUUAACUACUGAAGUUCAUCCUGUUGCACCUACACAUUUUGGACAGAAAUACUUUGGAACAGACUAAGUUAUUGAAGGAAAAAUAAUUGUCUUGUGUAAUAUUACAGUUAUAUUUUGAGAUUUUACCUAUUUUACUGAUUCACUUGAGGAAUGGCAGAGAAAAUUGUGUUAAAGAUGCUUUAUAACUUUUGGAAAUGAAUAUAAUAAAAAGAAGAUCUUUGAGGUUUAUUUUAUUUUGUUUGGUUAUUUUUUGACUGUCGGCACCAAAUUUGUCAAUGAAUCACACAAAACUCUUAGAAAA
Messenger RNA from Molossus molossus (Pallas's mastiff bat), 1215 nucleotides. It is a transcript of the gene UPRT, whose product is annotated as uracil phosphoribosyltransferase homolog. The record is from RefSeq and is a predicted model, not a curated record. Lineage: Eukaryota; Metazoa; Chordata; Mammalia; Chiroptera; Molossidae. The transcript is spliced from 7 exons. The coding region runs from base 43 to 981 and encodes 312 amino acids.